AUGUCAGACACAGACGGAGAAUUGAGGUUUCGUCCCCGCCACGGGGGCAAGGAACCACAACGAGACCUUAACCAAGGCGGUCCUGUUCAGAUGCCUCCCGAUGGCCCAUAUUUGAACGGUUGUAGCACCAAUGGCACCAACAGUGUUGCCUCAACACCACACAACGCCUCUAGUUUCUCAGAACACAGAGGCUUCGACGGCCACGAUGACUUCAGAUCAAGAUCAGAAUCAUUUCCCCGCCUAUCGCCUAUGAGAGGGGGGACUUGGCCCCGCUCCCCGUCACUCCAUUCGGUGCACGCAGAGGGCGAUACCCCUGAGCCGGGAGUCAGCGGCCCCAUCCCUUCCUAUGGCCCUCACGAGGGCGAAGCUGGAGGCCCAAGAUCACGCGCGCACGCCAGUAUCCAGACAUACACCGACGACAGCCGCAUAGAGCACCAGUACCCUCGACUAUCACGGCCUGUUGAGCUUCUACGCAGGAGCUACGACACUGUGGUCAUAGGGUCCGGCUAUGGAGGCGCCGUGGCAGCGUCUCGGCUGGCGAGAGCGGGCGAGAGCGUCUGUGUGCUGGAGCGGGGACGGGAGAAGUGGCCUGGCGAGUACCCCAGCGGGACAAGAGAGGCUGCCGAUGAGCUGCACUGGUCUGGAAACCUCGCGCCCCAGGGCCUUGGUGAUGGCAUUGCGGUCGAUGGCGGCGAUCCCACGGGCAUGUACCACUUGAUCCUCGGUAGAGGACAGCAUGCCGUUGUAGGCAAUGGCCUCGGUGGCACCAGCUUGAUCAAUGCCAAUGUCUUUCUGGAAGCAAACCACGAUGCCUUGAGGAUGAAAGCAUGGCCGAAAGAGAUCCGAGAAAAUCCUGAGUGCCUUGACGAAUACUAUGAGAAGGCAAAAAAGGUCCUCGACCCGAAGCCAUAUCCAGCUGACUGGCCCAUGCUGCCAAAACUAAACUUGCUCAAGAAGCAAGCCGAAUACCUCGGAAUGGCCGACAAGUUCUCCCGUGUCAGGCAGACAACCCGCUUCCGGAACGGGCCCAACAGCUGUGGAGUGGAGAUGGUCCCGUCGGCCCUGACCGGCCAGGAUGUCACUGGCGUCAACGACGGGUCAAAAACGACAACGCUGGUGACCUACCUCGCCGACGCCUGGAACUGGGGAGCCGAGAUGUUCUGUGAAUGUGAGGUCCGAUACAUUGAGAAGUGCUCCCCACAGCGCGGUGGCUAUAACGUCUAUUUCGCCUGGCACGGGCGCAACCGGGGUCACUUCCGCGCAAAUCUGCACGGCGAUCUGAUGUGGGUUCACGCCAAGCACGCUGUCUUCCUGGGCGGCGGCGCGAUUGGAACCACGGAGAUACUGUUGCGGAGCAAGCAGCUGGGCCUGAGUAUGAGCCAGCAAGUCGGGCAGAACAUGAGUGGGAACGGGGACAUCCUGGCAUUCGGAUACAACACGGAUGAAAAUGUCAACGGUGUUGGCAGGCCAUCCCCUUCGCCACAGAAUCCGGUUGGACCCUGUAUCACAGGGAUCAUUGACAACCGCGAUGGCCAUGACAAUCCUCUGGAUGGUUAUGUGAUAGAAGAAGGGACCAUCCCAAAAGCACUCGCCCCCUUCAUGCAGGCCAUGCUGGACUUGAUGCCUGGUAGCCUCUCUAAUGAGGAGACUUUGCUUGACCAAGCUCAUGCCAAACUGGCUCGCUGGGGAAGCCGGCUACUCGGACCCUAUUUCAGGAACGGCGCAAUAGAGAGGACGCAGGUCUACCUCAUCAUGUCCCACGACAGCAACCAGGCCAUGCUGACCCUCAAGGAUGACAAACCUGAGCUUGAGUUCCUCGGCGUUGGACGAAGCGACCAUGUGAAAAAGCUCAAUGAUAUCCUAGCCAAGGCCACCAAAGCCGUCGGCGGAACGCUCGUGCAAAACCCCUUCUUCGCGCUGCUGGGCCAGCAACAAGUCACAGUGCACCCCAUUGGCGGUGCGAGCAUGGCCCGUGACGGCACGCCAAUGACGGGUGUGACCAACCAUCACGGCGAGGUCUUUGUGGGCAAGGACAUGGACAGCAAUGAGACCCACGAGGGCCUGGUUGUUAUGGAUGCAGCUGUAAUCCCUGCCGCACUUGGGGCAAACCCAUUUGCGACCAUCACGGCGCUUGCCGAGCGCUCGAUUGAAGCGUACUGUCAGAAGCGUGGCCUGGAGAUUGACCGCCGGGACAAUGGAAUCCUGAAUCUCUUUGGCGACCCAGCACACAGCCCCAAACGACGCCGCAGAAAGACCAUGGAGGAAAUGGCGCUUGCGCGCUCCGAGAUCGACAACGUCAACGACGCUGCCCAUGUCAUCAGCAGGGCGGAUGCCAUCAGAGCCAGCGGUUUCGGCUUCACAGAGGUCAUGUCAGGAUUCAUCCACCACGACGAGGACGGGAUGAAAGAAGACAAGAGGCCCAACUAUGAAUUGGCUUAUCGAACGGCCAAGAGCCUGUGUGAGAGCGCUAGGUUCUUUUUGAGUGUUCAGGCAUUCAACACCAAGAGCAUCAUACGCGACCCUUCCCACCGUGGCAUGCUCACUGGUACCUUUGUCUGCCCGACGAUCCCCGGGUCUCCCUUCAUGGUGCAGAGAGGCGAGUUCAACCUCUUCAAACUCGACAUGAAGGCCCCAGGCACGCGUAAUCUGACAUACGACUUCGACAUGACCGGCAUCAAUGGCGAACUACUCCACUUCCACGGUUACAAGGUUGUCGACUCUUCCGUUGCCCUCGCGCCGUGGCAGUUCUGGCGGUCGACAACGACACUGUACUGUACCGUCAGCAAGCGACUCGCCCCAACCAGGAACGAAGAGCAUGACGAAGAUGCCUGGCGCAAGUUGCAAGUCGUGGCCAAGGGCAUGAUGCACAUACAACCCGGCGACUUCUUGUCGGAGCUCAUGACCAUGACGCCUACUGGCUCGUCAGUCCUGCAGAAGGUCUGGAGCGUGGCCAGCUUCAUGACCUUCUUCACUCGCAGGUCCAUGUCCCUCUUCCUGGCUCCCUUGACAGCCCUGCAGUACCCGUCAACCACCUACAGCGGCUACAUCAACAACACCAUACCCAACAAAUCUUUCAACAUCUUUGCCUCAGACAACGUGUGCACCAAGAUGCACAUGUGGAACGCGACGCACACCCCCGUGGGCGGCGUGAUUGAUCUCUUUAUGAUUCCUGGCGCAAGCGUAGACCAUCAGAUCUUCGCGCUCCCGACAAUCCCCUACAACGCAAUCAACUACUUCACACGAGCGGGAUACCGCGUGUUCGUGACUGUCCACAGGAUCGGUCAGCUCAUGGUCGCAGAGAGAGACUACACCACAUUCAAGACGCGGCUGGACAUCAAGGCGUGCCUGGAGCACAUCCGCAAGAUCAACCGGGACGAGUACGCAGAGAGGAACAAGCUGCCCAAGGACUCGGACGAGGUCAAGAAGUUCCAGCCGCCCAAGAUCUACACCAUCGCGCACUGCAUGGGCAGCGUCGCCUUCGCGUCGGGCCUGCUGGACGGCACGAUCCCGUCUGCGUGGAUCCGCGGCGUGACGUGCUCGCAGGUGUUCAUGAACCCGAUCUGGAACACGAUGAACAUGAUCAAGGCGACCGCGGGGCCGUGGCCGCUGGACAGGGUGUACAAGCUGCUGGCGGGGUCCUGGUUCAGCUGCUCGACGAGCCGCGAGGACAGCCUGGUGCAGCGGGCGCUCAACCAGGCGCUGCGCUUCAUGCCCGACGCGCGCCGCGAGAUCUGCAACAGCGCCAGCUGCCACCGCAUCAGCCUGACCUUUGGCCGGUGCUGGAACCACAAGAACCUCAACGAGGCGACGCACCGCCAGAUCGACCGCUUCUUUGGCGGGGUCAACAUGACGCUGCUGCACCUGCUCAUGCGCAUGGGCGCGGCCGGCCAUGUGAUGGGGGACCACCCGCUGUAUGAGGUGCUGACCACGCGGGAGAACAUCGCCCGUCUGCGGGGUGUGCCCUUCCUGCUCUUCGUCGGCCGCGACAAUGCGGUGCUCAGCCCCGAGUCCACGGAGAGGACGUACGAGAUCCUCUGUGACACUUUCGGGACGCGGGCUGGUGGGCUCGCCAACGGCAUGCAGGGCGAAGGGGGGCCCCAUGACGGUGAUGGUAUUGAGUACCGCCGCCGAGUCGUCCCUGGCUACGGGCACCUCGACUGCUGGAUGGGCCGCAACGCGUGGAAGGAUGUGUAUCCCUUUGUCAGGGAGGAGGUUGACCGGGUGUGCCGUGGUGAGGAUUACAGGUUCCACGAGCCUGAUGAUAAGUUCAAGAGGAUGGUGGCUAGUGGUGAGCUGCUUUACUAG
Messenger RNA from Diaporthe citri, 4305 nucleotides. RefSeq lists its product as uncharacterized. Gene Ontology annotation, molecular function: oxidoreductase activity, acting on CH-OH group of donors; flavin adenine dinucleotide binding. The coding region runs from base 1 to 4305 and encodes 1434 amino acids. The record is from RefSeq and is a predicted model, not a curated record. The transcript is spliced from 4 exons. Lineage: Eukaryota; Fungi; Ascomycota; Sordariomycetes; Diaporthales; Diaporthaceae.